AUCGACCUUUACUUGAGAUCAAUAUCUAACCGGAUCCCACCACAACUUCUACUUACUACACAUCCUUGCAGGAGCGCUGCACAAUAGACCGGACCAGGGUUCUUGAGACAUCGUGAUGGAUACCGAUUUCGACGAAACAUAUGUUCUGCUUCUCCUCGCCGACUCUAAUCUGCCCACGGGCUCAUUCGUCGCGUCUUCUGGAUUUGAGUCCUACGGAACGCAUGGAUUCUUCUCUCUUGCAUCCGCAUCAAAUAUGGGGAAGGGGAAAACAUUGACAGCGGGCACAGUCGCUUUCAUUCAAGACAGCCUGCAUACCUACGCCCGAAGCGCUCUUCCAUUCGUUUCGGACGCCCACCGUGUAGUAGAUGCAUGCAAGGAUCUCAAGGGCGAGCCUGAGAUCGGCCAUGAAGGUACAAUCAAGAAUUUGGUGGAGCUGGACGAGCUGUACGAAACUAUGACACUCAAUCAUGUGGCUAAGCGUGCCUCCAAAGCCCAGGGUGUAGCACUCCUCACACUGUACUCAAAAGGGUUCGCUUGCCCUUCUGACCUCAAUUAUGAAGACCACCUUUCAAAGAGCUUGACCGUUCUUACCGAUCGAUUGAAACUCAUGAUUCGCGGAGAAGAGACGCAUGGCCAUCUGCCCGUGUGCUGGGGCGUGCUGACCAGUGCUCUUGGGGUUUCACUUCUGCGAGCUCAACACCUUUUUCUGUUUCUCCAUGCACGUUCACUUCUCUCCUCGGCCGUUCGCUUGAAUACGAUAGGACCCUACAGUUCGCAGCAGCUUUUGCUCCACUCAGUGAGACCCCUGGUGGAGGCGGAAGUAUUACAGAAUAAGGAUAUGCGUACUGGAAUUUUCGGGGACAUGCAUCACAACGAUGCAGAUGAUCGGCCUGCUACGACAUGGCCCCUUGGCGAGAUCCUCGCGGUUCGACAUGAUUUACAACACUCGAGAAUAUUCAAUAGCUGAUCAGCCUGAGUACUGUACGUUGCUUUUGAUACCUUGGUGGAAGAUGAAUUUCCCUUACACAGCUGGCUGCGUAAUUGUGCGUAACUGAGCGGGGCAGGGAGAAAGGGGAGUGCAGAGGCUGCGAUAUUGUUCACUCUGUCAACGCGUCAUGAAUAGUACGUCGUAAAGUUCUUUUAGGCUCUAUUUGGGCGCGCAUUGAAAAAUCAAACAUUCCGCUACCCUCUCUCGCUCUGAAUCUUGUGUAUACUGGGAGAAUUUUUGGGCAUGCGGAUUAUUGACCUGAG
Messenger RNA from Suillus clintonianus, 1251 nucleotides. RefSeq lists its product as uncharacterized. Bases 116 to 967 code for a protein of 283 amino acids. Gene Ontology annotation, molecular function: nickel cation binding. The record is from RefSeq and is a predicted model, not a curated record. Lineage: Eukaryota; Fungi; Basidiomycota; Agaricomycetes; Boletales; Suillaceae. The transcript has 3 exons.